Phytophthora sojae is the source of this 675-nucleotide messenger RNA. RefSeq lists its product as hypothetical. The transcript has 6 exons. NCBI's taxonomy places the organism in Eukaryota, Oomycota, Peronosporomycetes, Peronosporales, Peronosporaceae. The record is from RefSeq and is a predicted model, not a curated record. The coding region runs from base 1 to 675 and encodes 224 amino acids.
AUGUCAACCUUCACCAAGUUCACGGUCGUCGGUGCUGGCGGAGUCGGCUACAGCAUCGUUGAUGGUCUACUUAACGCCAACACUACCGUGACGAUUUUGACUCGGGACAGGCAUGACGAGACGGCGCUACAGACAGCACUGGCCGGCACUGAAGUUGUUGUGUGUGCGGUCGAUGCGCAACACCACUCCAUCCAGUACGGGGUCGCUCGAGCGGCGAAGGCGGCUGGCGUCCAGCUAUUUGUGCCCACUGAGGUAGGGAGCUUGAUCUGCCUUACGGCCCUCUUCCUUAGCGGCUUUUGGAGCGAGUACUUGCCGUUUGUUCUGGGGUUCAACUUCAAAGAGGGAACCAUGAGUGUCGUGGGCGAUGGCAACGCGAAGCUUGGCAUCGUGUCGCGGGCUGACUUCGGUCGCUUCGUCGCGCACGCGCUGAGCGACCGCAUGUCCCCGAAGGAGAUCGCUGCCAUGGCUGAAAAGAAGCUGGGAAAGACGAUUGAGCUCAAGGUGGUGGACUGCGAGAAGAGGAAGAAGAACUACGACACCGACUCCAUGGCGUACAUUCUAACGCGCAUGGGGGAUGGACGCCUCAUUCCGGGGACGGAGGAGGAGGUGAAGGAGACGGUGGCCAAGUUUUUCCCGGAUUGGAACCCGACGCCGUUCGACGUGGCCAUUGCGUAG